AUGAGGGCUAGGAAAGGGCGAGUCCGAAAUGAAUGCGUUGCUUUGGGUGGACGUGCUCCUCUAACUGACAUAGCCACCUCGUUGAAUGUGGAUCUUGAUCAUGUUGAACGAACAGCACAAAAACUUGUGGAUGAGAAAGUUGGCUUUACAAUAUCGGGAGGAGAGCUUUUUGCAGAGGAGUACGUCACCAAUCUGCAAUCGGAGCUUCGCGUUCUUCUCCAGGAACACGGUUUUCAAACUCUUUCUUCAUUGUGCAAACAUUGGAACUUGUCUCAGGAGCUUCUUCGUUCUCUGUUGUUGGACCAUCUCUCAAGUGACUUUGAUGGGUUGAUAGAAGGUGACACUAUAUAUACCACCGACUACCUGAACUGCCGGAAGAAUUUGUUGCGGGCCAUAAUGGCAUCUAUAACCAAACCCCUACCCAUCACUGCAAUACAAGCUCGGGUUGGUCUACCCAUUGGCCGAUUCUGGUGGGCAUUUGAUUCACUAAUGGAAUCAGAGGAGAACGCUUUUCGUCAACAGGAAUAUAUACAAACCGGUGUGCUCAAGAAACUCGGCCUGAGUGAAGGCAGUGGUUCGAAAAAUGGUCAAGUUGAGCAGAUUCUCAAAGAAGGCGAUAAAAGCUUGAAAUUCCAAGCACUGCCUUCUAUCCUGCUGUCGAUGCCACUAUUCCAACAAUGCUUGAGCACAGUCAAG
Molecule: messenger RNA, 696 nt
Organism: Cylicostephanus goldi
Lineage: Eukaryota; Metazoa; Nematoda; Chromadorea; Rhabditida; Strongylidae
Source: the annotation of a GenBank genome assembly